AAGCAGCAGCUGCUUCCGGAGUCGGAGUGGGAUGCGUUCGUGGCCAGCAUGCGCCAGCCGCUGCCCACCACGUUCCGCAUCAACGCCAAUGGUCCGUUUGCGAUGCACAUCCGCGACGAGAUGGAGAGGCAUGUGGCCGAGUCGUUCAGCCAGCCGUUGGAGGUGGAGGGGGAGCGCGUGGAGGCGCCACGGGUGCUGCCGUGGUACCCGGACAGGCUGGGCUGGCACCUCAACAUCUCCCGCCAGCAGCUGCGCACCCUGCCCGAGCUCAACAGGCUGUUUGACUUCAUCAAAAGGGAGAACGAGAUUGGCGCCAUCACUCGCCAGGAGGCAGUCAGCAUGAUCCCACCGCUUCUUCUGGACGUGCAACCGCAUCACAACGUGCUCGACAUGUGUGCGGCGCCAGGGUCAAAGACCUUUCAGCUGCUGGAGAUGCUGCAUGGGGGGUGCGGGCCUGCGCAGCUGCCCUCGGGCAUGGUGGUGGCAAACGAGUUGGACAUAAGGCGCUGUCACCUCCUGGUGCACCAGACGCAGCGCCUCUCCUCGCCCUGCAUCCUCGUCACCAACCACGCCGCCCAGCUCUUCCCCUCCCUCUCCAUCUCCUCUCAACCCUCUGCCGCUGCCGCUGCCCCUGCCCCUGCCCCUGCCCCUGCCCCCGCUGCUGCUGAGGUGGAGAAAAAAGGGGAGGAGAAAGGGGAGAAGGCGGAGGCAGUGGGUGCUGAGAGCAAGGAGCAGGAGGGGACCAAGGAGGGCGGGGCGGAGGGAGAGGCGAAGGGUGAGGGGAAAGGGGAGGGGGAGGGCGAGGGGGAGCUGUUUGACCGCAUUCUGUGCGACGUGCCGUGCAGUGGCGAUGGCACCAUGCGCAAGGCACCUGAUAUCUGGAAGAAGUGGAACACGGGCAACGGCAACGGGCUGCAUGCGCUGCAGAUCAAAAUCGCCAUGAGGGCGGUGGCGCUGUUGCGGGUGGGGGGGCGGUUGGUCUACUCCACGUGUUCCCUCAACCCCCUCGAGAACGAGGCCGUCGUUGCUCAGAUCCUACGGGAGUCCAAUGGGUGCAUGCGUCUGGUGGACUGCUCGCACAUGCUUCCCAACCUCAAGCGUUCGCCCGGCCUCAAGUCGUGGAAGGUGAAGGAUCGCUUUGGCUGGCAUGCCCACUAUACCCCGCGCAUCGUGUACCGAGGGGCAGUCACCACCCCAUCCAUGUUCCCCUCCGGUAAAGCACCCGCUGCUGCCGCUGCCACUGCUGCUGUUGCCCCUGCCGCUGCUGCCACCGAUGGUGCCGCAGUUGUUGCUGAUGCUCCCGCUGUUGAUUGCAAAGAUGCUGCAGCUGUUGUGGAGGGGGGCGGUAAGGAAGGGGAGGGGCAACAGGAGAGCACGAAGGAAGUGCAGGGAGAGGGAGAUAAGGAGAAGGGGGGUGAGGAAGGAGAGGGAGAGGAGGGAGGAGAGGGGAAGGAGGGAGAGGAGGGAGAGACAGCAGAGGGGGAGGAGGGAGGAAAACCAGAAGGGAGGCAAAGAGAGGGCAGGAGGUGGAGGAGAAAUGCAGAAGUGGUGGAAGAGGAGGAGGAGGCGGAGGCGGAGGUGUGUGAGCAGCCGGUGGAGCUGUGUGUGCGAGUGCUGCCUCACCAGCAGGACACGGGAGGGUUCUUCAUUGCUGUGCUGGACAAGGUUGCGCCUUACAGUGGUGCAAAUGAUGAUGACCAAGACCUGCUGAGCCCAAACUCUGCUGAUGCUCCUAAUUCCAUUGACGGUGUGUCGGAGCCCGGCGACCCUGCAGAGGAGGCAGAAGCAGACGCAGAAGCAGACCCAGCAGACGAACCAGAUGCUGCUGCUGCUGUUGCCGGCCCUGGAGACAGCAAGGAGCAGGAGAAGCAGCAGCGCGCGCAGCGGCGGCAGCAGCAGGGGCGGUGGAGGGGAGUAGACCCGGUGCUGUUCCUCUCAGAUGAGCCAACCAUCACCAGCGUGGAGGCAUUCUACGGCAUCCUCCCCGCCUUCCCCCUGCGUUCGCAGCUGAUCGUGCGCAGCGAGGCGCCCAGCCACAGCAAGCGCAUCUACCUGGUGUCGAAGCCCAUUGCGCAGGCCAUCAGGGCGAACCAGGCGUCAGGGCAGCGCCUCAAGAUGGUGUCCACUGGGGUCAAGCUCUUUGAGCGGCAGAGCACCAAGGACGGCGAGGUGCCGUGCUGCUUUCGCCUCUCAGCGGAGGGCCUGCCUUUCAUCCUGCCCUUCAUAACGCGCCAGCUCGUGCACGUGCCCCCGCGCGACUUCCGUGUGAUGCUCUCCAAGCGCUCAGUUCUGCUCACCGAGCUGACUGAAGGGGUUGCUAAGGAUCUAGAGGCGGCGGACAUGGGCUGUGUGGUUCUCGUGCUGGACCCCAAAGACUCUCCCCAAGGCGAGCAGCAGCAGCGCGGGCAGCUGACGGGGAGGGAGGCGGUGGUGAUAGUGUGGCGGGGCAGACGCAACGUGGGGCUCAUGCUGUCCAAGUGA
Closterium sp. NIES-65 is the source of this 2481-nucleotide messenger RNA. The record is from the annotation of a GenBank genome assembly. Lineage: Eukaryota; Viridiplantae; Streptophyta; Zygnematophyceae; Desmidiales; Closteriaceae.